CAUCUCAGUGAGCAGUUUUCGGCGCAAGCGCAAGCUCCUUCGCUUGAAAUUAACGUCACAAGUCUGAGAAAAGGUCAAUCGUUUGACCUACAGAUACCGAGUUCAAUACCUUCCAAAGGCUCUUAUCAGGAUAAUCACUUUCACUUUGAGCCAAAAGAUACUCUCAGUUCAUCUGAAUACUCACCAGAGGAUUUAGAGAAAAACUCUAACAACAGUUUCUUCCUAAAUGCAACUCUUAAUAUGGUCAGUGCGGAAGAGCAAGAGAAAGUAAUGCAACCUGACAAGUUUCUACAAAAGCUCAAUUCAGAUAUACUUGCUUCCAGAGCAGAAUCUUUGACAAAUAAUGAAAACUUGGGUAGUGAGGUUACGGAUGAGACUUUUCGCGAAGAACCACCCGCGGGUAGAACUUUUUCAGAAAACCUCUUACAGCCUAAUACAAAUGAGGCUUUAUUAAAUCGUAGACCAAGCAGUGUCCAAGGUCAAGAACGUCAGGCGGAGCUACAGCAAGAUGAAAGUCUUGCAAGUGCUCUGAAUUCCUCUUCAGUUUCGUCUGUUAUCUUUUCUGCUAACCGGGCUCUCUUCGAUACCGACAAAGAAGUAUUCUCGAAGAAAAGCGCUCAAGGUAGAUUGAAUUCCACAAAUACAGAGCAAAGGAAUAAGCGAAGUGACCUUCUGCACCACUUUACAAAGAAUCGUAAAAACAGUUUGGCUUCAAAGUUACAUUCUCCAAGAAAAACUCAUACCUUAGGAAAACACGGGAAAAACUAUCGAGAUGUCACUACACGCCAAGUUAUUAAUCUUGGUAACCAUUUUCUAUGGUUCGGUGGCCAGAGUUCAGCUGAUGCUAACGGUUUUCCACGCCACAGCACAGCAACAGAAAGUACUCCGUAUAAUGUCAAUGGCUACAUCUCAAAUUUUCUUAAUACAGCAAAUGGAAAUGAGGUAGCCAGCACAACCAAAGGUUACAAAGCCUUGCAAAACGCGUUAACGUCUAUGGAAUCCAAUCAAGAUGGACAAAGUAACCCUUCAAACUCCGACUCUAUGUUUGCUUUGCCAAGUGGUAAGGAAUGGCAAGACACAGAUCAGGGAAAGAGUCCAGCUAGUGUUGUUAUUCAGGAUAACACUGGAGAACCGGUAUAUCAGGGAGUUGUUGACAUCGUAAAGCUAAAUAACACAAAAUCUAAUGACAGUGUAAUUUCUGAAUCGGGCAGGCAGAACAACAAUGUUUUAAUUGGUCAAAAGGAUGAAGCGUCAAACAAAGAAAACGAGAGUGAUCAUAAUCAAAACCAGCAAGAUUCCUUGAGUAACACAAACAGUAGCAGUCAAACGUCAACUUCUGGUAUAGGUGACUCAUCAAACCCAACUUUUGCGCAUCAAAAUAGUAGUAACGAUGGUAACCAAACUGUCACUCAAAAUUCAGAGGGUUCCACUAGCCAUGUGGAUGAUCGGAAUACCACUCUACCAGGAGAAGGCAGUUCUGAUCAAAAACACAGUCAGGAAAUGCAAGGCAUCAAACAAGUUGACCAAAUGCAGUCCGAAAUGCAAGAUCUUCCAAAAUUAUCAAAUCAGACACAGGAAAACGUUUCACCAUCUGCCAUUAUAAAAAAGAUAAGCACGAACUCUCAAGAACCAGAAACAUAUCACGUUAUUGUAAAUGAUGCAGGAAAAAAGAUCACAAACGCAAAUGGUCAUGUUACAGUUAUCAUUUCAGGUCCAACUGCGACUCAAGCAUCCAUGCCCAAUGAAAACACUUUGCUUAUACCACAGACGAGUCCAUCUAAUUGGUCGCCUGAAAAUGAUUACGUUUCUUCCAUCGAAAACGCCCACUCAGCAAUGAGCGAAAAUGCUGAUCAACAUUUCUCUACCCAAUCUCAAAACGUUACCAGUGGCAGUAAAAACUUUAAUUUUUUGUUGCAACAAACAUUAAAUAACUCCUCUUUGAGGGUCAACAAAACAGAUGUGAUGAACGCAAACCAAAAAGCUGCUCUAUCACUUCUUCAGCAAGAGAUAGUGCCGGCCUUAAAGAUUUCAGAUGGAAUAGAGGGGCAACUCAGAAAAGGCGAGGCAGAUGAAGCAAGACCACUUAAAGACAAGACACAAGACCAAUAUGAGCAGGCUUCAGGAGCUCAUGCAACAGAAAAUGAAAACAAAAAUACACAGAACAAAGAAAGCACAGAGUCAUUGAUGCAAAAUGAACACAGUUUUGUCCAUGUAGGACAGGAUUUGGCAGGUAGUAUUGAUGGUCUUCAAAUGGAGGAAGUUUCGCGCCCUAACGUGCAACCAGAGCAACAAAGGGAACAGGAAAACCUCCUCGAAGGGCCUGUUGGAGGAUUUAUAGAAGGUGGGGAUCAAUACGCAGGGCCGAUGCAACCCCAAGACGUCCCUACCUUGAAUAUCGUUUUAAAUCCGACUCAACGAAUUCAUGGAUCACUCUCGGUCGAUGGAAAGGUGAUUCCAAUCACCUCAGCCAGGGACAGAGACUCACAAGCACAACAACAAUUAGAUUGCCAUGCCGACCCUAAAAAUGAGAAAACAAGUUCGACAGUUCUAACAUGUCAAAAGAAACAUAGUCUAGGAAUUUUUCAAUCCCUCGGUAAACAACCAAGUCCCCUGACUGGAGGCGAUCUAUAUUAUGGCAACCCGCGAAUGACUGGUAGUCCUGCUUUGCAGCUGGACCAGGUGAUGAAUGUCCUUAAUGAUCAAGUAAAAACCACAAUCAAUAAAGAAAUGAAAACUGAAAGCAAAGACAUUGAGAAUGUGUUAACAGGUAUGACGGUGCCAAGUAGCACUCUUAUGGACACUGAAGAAGCUUAUUCUCAAUCAGAACCUCCUCAAAGGUCAUCACUAAUGGACACAGAUGAAACCUUUACGUCUCCUCCAGACUUUGGACGGAGAGGGAAAAAUCGUCACCCUUACCACCGAAAAGUACAUCAAUUUGAAUUUCCAUAUCAUUUUGGAUUUCCCCAACUUAUUGGAUUAGCCCAUCAUCAUGGCUUCCCCCAUAGACGCCAUUUUUUGGGAUAUAACCAUCAUUCUAAUCCCUUUGUGGUAAUGGCUCAUAAAGAUAGUGAUGAAGGUUUUUGGGAUUAUCAACACAACAUAUUUAUUCCCCGUGACUUUGGCCAUGAAGAUGACAAUGAUGAAGAAGAAGAGAACAGAGAAAAGCAUUGGGCGCCAUGGGGCCAUCACGGCCACAGAAGAGGAAACUGGAUUAUGGCUCAUCCACCAAUGCAACCGUUUCAUCCACGUUUCUCGCCUUUCAGGGAGCCUGACCUAGUCCAUCUUCGCUUACCCACUAUUUUUGGAAGAUCAGGUCCUUGGAGGCCGUAUCAUCAGAUUAUCAAAACAGCUCCUCAAGUCCACAAGCAAGAGCAAGGUGCAAAGAGAACCGCAGUGGUCCAUAAGGCUCUAAGAGGAGACAGAGACAUGUGUCGACCGAUAAUCGAGGGCCCUUCUCCUCCACUUAAGGGUGAAUGGGAAUACUUAGGAAAGGUUCUGUCUAGCUGUCCGUGUAGGUUGACUGAUAGUGAGUGGUGAGGGAAUCUCUUUAACAAGUUGCAGAGCUAUAGGAACAAACUUUGUUGAACGGGCACAUUUUUUCGCAAAUCUUAAAUUAAACAAGUGCUCUCGCAUUAACAUAUUGACAAGAUUUCAGAAUGGAUGGUUCUACGGCUUGUUUCGCUUGUUCGAGUCGAGGUUCGCUUGUUCGAGUCCAGGUUAAAGGUCAAUCAAAGUUCUAUACCUCUCGUAUGAAGGAAACUUUGACCCGCUUAUUUUGAGUCACGGUUCAGUUAAAUAAGACGGUGAAUCAUCACAAUUCUGAUGAGAAGUAAAUUUUUGGAGUAUGCAAAAGUUAGAAUAAAUUGUUUCAAAUAACCAAAAAUUCUCAUCUCCUCUCUUGAAAACUGGAAAAGUGAACGAGUGGCACGAGAGUCGAUAAGAGUGUCUUAGAAAUUGCUCUCAAAUGAGAAUUUAAGUCUUGUCGACUCUUUUGUCGUGUUAUUUUCCUUUACAGUCAAAUUAGAAUAAUUAUAGUGAGCCAUUCAAACCAGAAUAAGGGAUCUCAUUAGAGAAAAUUUUAAAAAAAAUUGAAAAAAUUGAAUUGAAAUGUUACGCUGAUCCUGCACCAGUUAUAGGUUAAUCAGGUAAUGCAUAAUAUAUUUAAAUAAUUCUUGUUAAGGCCUACUAUUCACGAUUGAGUCAUAGCUCUGUUUCUGUUUUAAGCUUUUCCUUAGCGUGAUUAGGUUAAAGCUUGUCGGUAAAGAAAGGCUUUGUAGCUGACAUCUCCAAAAUGCCAUCCAGAAAUCACAGAACUAAUGAAAGACGUCAUUACAGUCUUCAAUACCAUGCUUUGCAUAUCGCAAAGUAGGGGAUAUUCAUUUAAAAAUUAACAUGCAUGGAUGGGAUUUGAGAGUACUUGUACAUAGGAGUAUGCAUUUUCCCAAGUCUCAGUUUAUUGAUGGUUGUCAAAUCUUGGAAAACAUUUAGAAUCUUCAAAAUAGUAAUAUUAAUAAUAAUAAUAAUAAUGAUAAUA
This is a messenger RNA of Orbicella faveolata, 4534 nucleotides long. RefSeq lists its product as uncharacterized. The record is from RefSeq and is a predicted model, not a curated record. NCBI's taxonomy places the organism in Eukaryota, Metazoa, Cnidaria, Anthozoa, Scleractinia, Merulinidae.